AUGGAGGGACUACUUCCGUCCAAAGGGAUUCUCAAGAGCGAGGCUCUCAAAAAGUACAUCUUUGAAACGACGGCGUAUCCAAGAGAGCAUGAGCAGCUCAAGAAGUUACGAGAAGCUACUGUCCUCAAGUAUGGCAAUUUAAGCGAGAUGGAAGUACCCGUAGAUGAGGGGCUUUUCCUAUCGAUGCUUAUAAAGAUGACAAAUGCCAAGAAUACGCUAGAGCUCGGCGUUUUCACGGGUUAUUCGCUUCUCACAACGGCCCUCGCAUUACCUGAGGAUGGUCGUAUUACUGCAAUAGACAUUGAUAAAGAAGCCUAUGAGGUGGGUCUAGAGUUCAUCAAGAAUGCAGGUGUUGAUCACAAAAUCAAUUUCAUCCAAUCUGAUGUUCUUCAGGCCUUAGACAAGAUGUUGAGUGAGGAGCAAAAACCGGAGUUUGAUUUUGCAUUUGUUGACGCUGAUAAACCAAACUACGCCAACGUGCACGAGAAACUAAUGAAGCUGGUAAAGGUUGGUGGAAUUAUAGCGUUUGAUAACACAUUGUGGUUUGGGUUUGUGGCAGAGGAAGAAGAAAGCGUGCCAGAGCACAUGAGGAGGAACAGAAAAGCUCUUAUGGACUUGAACAAGAAGCUCGCUUCUGAUCCUCGAGUCGAGCUCUCUCAAGUCUCCAUUGGUGAUGGUGUCACGCUCUGCAGACGCCUUGUAUGA
Messenger RNA from Arabis nemorensis, 705 nucleotides. Lineage: Eukaryota; Viridiplantae; Streptophyta; Magnoliopsida; Brassicales; Brassicaceae. The record is from the annotation of a GenBank genome assembly.